AUGAAUUUCAUUGUCUACCUACUCGUCCUCAUCGCCUGGGCUCCAAGUUUCGGAUUUUCACAGGUUUUUGCUUAUGUCUUGCCUCCACUAAUGGGACCAAUCCAAAUAGAAUCAACAGACUCAGGAUUUCCUCCAGGAGUAGCAGCAGAAGUUCAACUUCAGGUUCCAGCAACAACGACAGUUGUAAAAGAAGGAACCCGAGGACUUUUUGAUGGAAUAAUGAACAGUUUUUUCGGUAGCUGA
This is a messenger RNA of Caenorhabditis elegans, 243 nucleotides long. RefSeq lists its product as uncharacterized. NCBI's taxonomy places the organism in Eukaryota, Metazoa, Nematoda, Chromadorea, Rhabditida, Rhabditidae. The transcript has 2 exons. Bases 1 to 243 code for a protein of 80 amino acids. The record is from RefSeq and is marked reviewed.